GUCUUGAACACAUCCACUCAAGGUUAUGGAGGCAGAAUCGAUCUGGUCUGAUCAAAUUGUCUUAACCUUACGUCCGUGUAAUUUUCGAUGGUUGUUAAUUGCGUACCCUAUGUUCUCUCUGAGUCAUAGGCUCUUUUUCCCUCUUGUUCCCCCCCGAAUUAUCCCUUUUGCUGCUACGGUCACAUCCCCGAUACACAAAGUACCAUCAGUCUAGACGACAAAUCACCAAAGUCUGAAAGUUACACAACCCUUCCAUUCAUCCUGUCGUUUUACUCGGUUACGGUGCAGGGGGUGGUUUACUACGAUUGUAUGAAGCUCCGGCUCACUCGAGUUUCCUUUGUUUGUCACUGGUGUUUCGAAGCACACAAAUGAUUUUGAGUCACUAAGUUUGCAAGAGAUUAAUAACCUAUUUUCAAACCAUGCAGCUCUUCAGAGAGUAUCAGGUGUUUAUUUGGACACUUAACAAAUAAUCUCUGAAAUCUUGACAGCUACGCUAAUUACAUUCAUUGAGUACCAUGUAGCCAUUUACAAGGCAGAACUUGCCAUACCAUACUAUCAGUCACCUAGUUACUCACCUUGAGUUAGAGACAGGUUAAAACAUAUACAGACUUUUGACAAAAGAUGUGCAUUCCUUCAGUACCGUAGGAUGCACUUCAAAAGCUCAUCAUUUCCAUCCAUUGCCAGUAAACUGUACCGUUUUUACCAUCCAAUUUAUGUAGAGAAACAGACAUUUUGGGCACUACAGAGUCUUUAGUAAGUCGUCUCUCAUACUCUUCCCUGAGAUUUGUUUGUUAACUUCUUUGUAUAAAUUCUCCCAGGCCGUUUUCAGGGUCUUUCGGUUUAAGCGUCCAACCUGUUGAGGACGCACAUGAGUCGACACAUUGAUAAAUAAUACUCUAGGAGUUAUCUAUUUCACAGGUAAAUAUUUAUCAUUCCACCAUCCAGUUACGCUGAGCAAGGCGAUCAUUAGUCGAGACUGUCCACUUUUGGCUACAAAGUCGCAUACUUUGGUCCCUGAUCGAGUACCUAAUAACAUAAGCUGACACUAUACACUGAAAUGCUCUCUAAAACGCUUUUGAAGAGUUAUCAUAAAACAUUUUUGUUCCUCAGGAAAAACGUAACUACAAGUGGAUUUGAGAAACUCAAACAAAACAACUGUUCACAUUCCAGUUAUUGCGAGGAUCCUCUAAGUUGUUCUGAUUAUUUUGGUCUUAAAAACUUGGUUAAUGUUACGGAUUUGUUCCAAGCUCGUGUUCAUUUGGGUCACCGAUCGGUGUUACGCAAUGAAUACAUGAAGCCAUACAUAUACGGUUGUAGACAGGGAAUAGACAUAAUUGAUCUACAACAGACAUGUUCCUUAAUGUUUGAUGCACUUAAUUUCGCUGCCCACAUUGCCUACCGUCAAGGAAUAAUACUUUUUAUGCACCAGAAUAAACAAAUGUUGCCUUUAAUUGAAAAAACUGCUGAAAAUAUCGGCGAGUAUUCUUACUGCCGCAAAUGGGAAGGUGGAGUAUUUACAAACUCAUCAGAUGUUUUUCAUGACUCUGUGAGGCUCCCUGACUUAAUUCUUUUUCUCAGUACCUGUAAUUCAAUCUCCAGACCUCAUUCUGCUGUUCGAGAUGCGGCAAAGAUGCUCAUCCCAACCAUUGGUGUAGUUGACACGAAUUCGGACCCCAGAUUAAUUAGCUAUCCUGUGCCUGGUAACGACGAUAGCCCUACAGCAGUACGUUUGUUUUGUGCAUUAUUCGCAGAGGCUAUAACAAGAGGCAAAAAGACCGCUGCUCGAGAUCAAUUAUUAAAGGAGCAGCUAGACCGUCAAUCCUAGUCAUCCGAUAACGUGGAAACAUCAGCAAUCGCCUAAUGAAUUAUUAACUGAUAUAUAAACUUGUAUAUAUAUAUAUAUAUAUAUA
This is a messenger RNA of Schistosoma rodhaini, 1910 nucleotides long. The record is from the annotation of a GenBank genome assembly. NCBI's taxonomy places the organism in Eukaryota, Metazoa, Platyhelminthes, Trematoda, Strigeidida, Schistosomatidae.